This is a messenger RNA of Brassica oleracea var. oleracea, 1233 nucleotides long. RefSeq names its product pentatricopeptide repeat-containing protein At1g10270-like. The record is from RefSeq and is a predicted model, not a curated record. Gene Ontology annotation, cellular component: chloroplast. The coding region runs from base 1 to 1233 and encodes 410 amino acids. Gene Ontology annotation, molecular function: protein binding. NCBI's taxonomy places the organism in Eukaryota, Viridiplantae, Streptophyta, Magnoliopsida, Brassicales, Brassicaceae. The transcript has a single exon.
AUGUCGUCUCUCUCGGCGGCUGUGAGUGUCCCAUAUCCGAUCCCAAGGGAUCCGUCGUCGCGUCUCCUAGUGCCGCCGCAUAACGAGUUGAUGGGGGAACUCGAUAGCUCUGCCUCUCACGUACACGCAAGAGUCAUGAUGAUGAUCAAGCUGUCGAAUCUCGAAGCGGCGGCGAAUCAGGCGCUUCUCACAGUCUCCGCGGCGAGAGACCGAUCAUCAUCUUCCACCGCGACAUGCGACGCUAUUAUCGGCGCCAUGUGUCGUGCGGGACGGUACAAUGAAGCGUUCGAAUAUUUCCAUUACUUCUUCAACGAAUCAAACCUGAAACCAAACAUAUCCUGCUUCAAUCACAUCAUCAGAGCUCUCUGCAACCAAGGUCGUGUUGACGAGGCUCUCCGAUUUCACCGCGUCUGCUCUUCUUCUCCACCCAACGAAGAAACAUACAGCUUAUUGGUUAAAGGAUUGGUUGAUGCGGGAAGGAUUCAAGAAGCAGAGGCUUUAAUCAUGUCCGAAUCUCAGCCAAGUCCGGUUGUGUUCAAUCAUCUGAUCCGUGGGCUUUUGGAUCAGGGCAAACUCGAAACCGCCAUGGACGUUUUUAGACAUCUGAAACAAAGGGUUGUCUCGUCUGCAGAUGAUGAAAUUGUUGACUUGGUUCUCCUUAUCAUCGAUGAGGAUUACAAUGAAAUUGCGAUGGUGACUGCUACAUUCGUAGAGUAUUGGUUCAAACAAGGUAACGAUGAAGAAGCUAUCAAGUGGUACACGUCUUUGUUAGGCAAGAAUUUCGUUAUGAACGCCAUUACUGGGAAUAAUCUUCUGCGAAUUCUUCUUCAUUACGACAAGAAAACAGAAGCGUGGGCAUUGUUUGAUCGGAUGCUGGAGGACCAUCAGUUUAAUGCAGAGACAUGUAACAUAAUGGUCAACGAAUGUUUCGCGAACUCGAGGAUUGACGAGGCAGUCAAUACUUUUCAUCGAGUAGGAACCAACGUCAAUGUCUCACAGCUUUGUUACAGGAACAUAAUUAGUCGAUUCUGUGAGCAAGGGAUGUUGUCUGAAGCAGGUGCUUUCUUUGAAGAUAUGUGUUCCAAGCAGUUCAUCAUCCCAGACAUCCCCACUUAUAGGAUAUUGCUCGACGCCUAUGCUAAUGGAUCGAGAUUCGAUGAUGCUCAACGGAUGGCGAACCUUACCGUUGAUGCGAAUCUCAAGUGUAUUGCUAAGAUUUGUCCCCUAGAUUGA